AUGGAUAGAAUCAAUAGAUUCCCCGAAGGUUUAUCGGAUAAGCCGCAGGCGCCAACGGCUAUUGAUCUUCAAAUAGGACUUCAGAGGGGCUCCACCGCUGCACUAGAAGUGACCCCUGAACGUUUGCAAGCAACAAAGCAAAUGCCAUCCCCGAGUACAGCUCAGAGGAUUGAGGAGCUGACGAAAGAGAAUGGUCAAUUGCGAUUGGAAAUACGUUAUUACCAACGAAUGAGAGAUGCAAUGCAAGCACUUUUUGAUGAUACAACAUUCAUCUCAGAACGAGUGGAUAAGACGAUUAAAGGAUUUAUCAAAGUUCAGAGGGAUGCCGAGAAUGAUUGGUGCAAUGCACAGGGAGAAUUUGAUUAG
Sclerotinia sclerotiorum 1980 UF-70 is the source of this 366-nucleotide messenger RNA. RefSeq lists its product with no specific name. The transcript has a single exon. The record is from RefSeq and is a predicted model, not a curated record. NCBI's taxonomy places the organism in Eukaryota, Fungi, Ascomycota, Leotiomycetes, Helotiales, Sclerotiniaceae. The coding region runs from base 1 to 366 and encodes 121 amino acids.